UUUGUUAAAGUAGACUUUGUACGAUUAACAUACAUGAAUUUAAGUUUUGAACAGAAAAAAAAUAGUUUUGCUAAAUUAGAGUUAGUGUUUUGUUUUGAUUAAUAAUUUUCAAUGAUUUGAAUUUUCAGAAAACCAAAUGUUAAAAUGAAUAUUUAUCAAAUAUACAUAUUUUUAAAAAUAAUUCAUAUUUCCUGCACGUUACUUGUGAGUAAAAGUUCGGAUUGGGGCAAUCGGCAAGUAAAUGGCGAUGACGAAUCCAUUCCUAUUGCAUUAAAUCAAGCAAUACCUAUUUGGACGAGCAGUUAUCAAUCAUUCUAUGUGAGUUAUAACGGUGGUAUAUUUACAUCCCCAAAUUACAAGACAAUGAGCUUGAACUACGAUUGGUUUUUUUUCCCUAAGUAUACUCUUUUGGGGUAUUGGGCAGAUGCGAAUUUCCACCGUCCGUGCUAUAAUGGAUGUGGAAUGUUUAUUAACACAAAUCCUUCAAAUGAAGUCUUAACUACAAUAGAUAAUUCAAUAAAAAAUGGAUAUUCAUCAGACAAACAAAGAACACUGAUAGUAACGUGGUACAAAGCUCCAUCCUACAAACGAAGACCAGUGAAAGCGGGAGAGUAUGGAUAUUGGCAAAAUACUUUUCAAGCAGUUUUAACAUCUAAUGGAACAAGCACUUAUUUUAUUGUGGCUUAUGAUGAUAUUACUUAUCCUCAGCAAAGCGAAGGAAGUGCAAAGAUUGGUUUUUAUAAAGAUUCAAGUUUUAGAAUUGUAUUUCCUGGAUCGGAGAACACAAACCUUGCCCAAAAUAAACUAUUCUGUCAAUCUAAUAUUAAUCUUCCUGGUGUUUAUGCAAUUGGAAUAACACCAUCGAGUUAUCAAGAAAUCAUUAAAGCAGGCAUUAACAUGUUUUCAAGUUCAUGUUCAAAUUGUCAAGGAGACAAACUUUUACAAUGUAAUUUAGAAUCAAAUGCAACUCAACAGUCUGCUUCUUCAAUGUAUGUAACAACUCAAUUGCCUUCAAUGUAUGUAGCAACUCAAUAUACAGUUAAAUCUUCAAUAAACCAAGAUUUUAUUACGCCUACUAGUACAAAAACAUAUGAAACACCAUCAGCAUAUGAAACACCAUCAGCAUAUUCAAACGGUAUCCAGUUCAUAUCAUCUUCUCCAAAUGGAAACAGUUUGCCUUCAACUUUACCUCAACCUUCAACAAGUCAAAUUUUUGUUAAGUCAAGCAACGCAAUUAAGACCCCGUCAUUACUUUCAACUGAAAUUCAAUUCAUGCUUUCAUCUAUAAAUGAAAACAAUUUAGUUUCUUUAGCUCAACCCUCUACAAAUCAAGUUGUUGUUACUCCGACCAUUACAAGUACUAUUACAACAUCUCCACUAUAUUCAGUUAACAUGCCACUUAUGUCAACAUCUACAAAUGCAAAGAGUAUAAUUUUAACAACAGAUCAAUCUUCAACAAGUCAAGGUUUUUAUAAGCCUACUAGUUCAAAUAAAUAUGAAACAUUAUCAGUAUACUCAAAUGGUGUACAGUUUACGUUGUCAUCUACUAAUGAAAAUAGUAUACCGUUAAACUCAACUCAACCUUCAACAAACGAACCUUAUAUUACAGCUAUCACAGCUAAUAUUAACAUGCCUUCUUCACCAAAAAUAACAGAUUUGCAAUCUUUAUCUUGGCCAAGAAGUGAAAACAAUAUAGUUUUAACCUCAACUCAAUCUUUAAGCCAAAUAUUUGUUACACCAAGCAGCACAAAUGAAAACAAGACACGAUCAUUACUUACAACUGACAUUCAGUCUAUGUUUUCAUCUACAAAUGUUUUAGUUUCAACUUUAGCUCAACUCUCAACAAAUCAAAUUGUUAUUACUCCUACUACAGCGAAUCCAGCAUCUCCUAUAUAUUCAGCUGACAUGCCACUAAUGUCACCAUCUACAAAUCCAAACAAUAUAAUUGUAACCACGGUUCAAUUUUCAACCAGCCACGCCUUUUACAAAUCUACCAGCACAAAUGGCUACAUGGUAUCUUCCAAAUAUUCAAAUGUUAUGCCACUUGUAACUGAAACUAAAAUCGAGAACCCCAUAGUUUCAAUAUCAACUCAACCAUCUACAAAUUUAAUAAUGAAUACACCUAGCAUCACAGGUAGUACUGACUUUUCACAAGGUUUAACCAAAAUGCCAUUUGUGUCCACUUAUAGCAAAAAUUUAGCUUCAACUGCAGCUCAACCAUCAACAAAUUUAAUAAUGAAUACACCUAGCAUCACAGGUAGUAUUGAAUUCUCACAAGGUUCAACCGAAAUGCCAUUUAUGUCCACAUAUAGCGACAAUAAAGUUUCAUUUGCAGCUCAACCAUCAACAAAUUUAAUAAUGAAUACACCUAGCAUCACAGGUAGUAUUAAAUUCUCGCAAGGUUCAACCGAAAUGCCAUUUGUGCCCACUUAUAGCAAAAAUUUAGCUUUAACUGCAGCUCAACCAUCAACAAAUUCAAUAAUGAAUACACCUAGCAUCAGAGGUAGUAUUGAAUUCUCACAAGGUUCAACUGAAAUGUCAUUUAUGUCCACAUAUAGCGACAAUAUAGUUUCAACUGCAGCUCAACCAUCAACAAAUUUAAUAAUGAAUACACCUAGCAUCACAGGUAGUAUUGAAUUCUUACAAGGUUCAACCGAAAUGCCAUUUAUGUCCACAUAUAGCGACAAUAAAGUUUCAUUUGCAGCUCAACCAUCAACAAAUUUAAUAAUGAAUACACCUGGCAUCACAGGUAGUAUUGAAUUCUCACAAGGUUCAACUGAAAUGUCAUUUAUGUCCACAUAUAGCGACAAUAUAGUUUCAACUGCAGCUCAACCAUCAACAAAUUUAAUAAUGAAUACACCUAGCAUCACAGGUAGUAUUGAAUUCUCACAAGGUUCAACCGAAAUGCCAUUUAUGUCCACAUAUAGCGACAAUAAAGUUUCAUUUGCAGCUCAACCAUCAACAAAUUUAAUAAUGAAUACACCUGGCAUCACAGGUAGUAUUGAAUUCUCACAAGGUUCAACUGAAAUGUCAUUUAUGUCCACAUAUAGCGACAAUAUAGUUUCAACUGCAGCUCAACCAUCAACAAAUUCAAUAAUGAAUACACCUAGCAUCACAGGUAGUAUUGAAUUCUCACAAGGUUCAACCGAAAUGCCAUUUGUGUCCACUUAUAGCAAAAAUUUAGCUUCAACUGCAGCUCAACCAUCAACAAAUUUAAUAAUGAAUACACCUAGCAUCACAGGUAGUAUUGAAUUCUCACAAGGUUCAACCGAAAUGCCAUUUAUGUACACAUAUAGCGACAAUAAAGUUUCAUUUGCAGCUCAACCAUCAACAAAUUUAAUAAUGAAUACACCUAGCAUCACAGGUAGUAUUGAAUUCUCGCAAGGUUCAACCGAAAUGCCAUUUGUGCCCACUUAUAGCAAAAAUUUAGCUUUAACUGCAGCUCAACCAUCAACAAAUUCAAUAAUGAAUACACCUAGCAUCACAGGUAGUAUUGAGUUCUCACAAGGUUCAACCAAAAUGCCAUUGAUGUCCACAUAUAGCGACAAUAUAGUUUCAUUUGUAGCUCAACCAUCAACAAAUUUAAUAAUGAAUACACCUAGCAUUACAAAUGCAUCUUCAAAAGAUUUUAAUGACUUACGAUCUAUUUCAUUGUCUUUCAGUGAAAAAGAUAUAGUUUCAACUGCAGCUCAACAAUCUACAAACUUUAUUUUGAGUACGCCUAGCCUCACAAAGGUUGAUAUGACAUCUUCACAAGUUCAAAAUUUAUCAAGCCAAAUUUUAAUUACAUCUAACAUCAUAGUUGAUAAUAGAGCUUCCUCAAAAAUUUCAGUUGUUGCGUCAUUUAUGACAUCUACUAAUGAGAACCAAAUAGUUUCAACUUCAGUUUUACCUUUUCCGAAGUAAAUUUCAACUAGAUAUCAGUUUUUUAUGAUUUAUGACUUCAUUAACUCUCACAAAACAAUUUAAACAACUUAAAAACAGAUUCAACCUGUAGCUCAUUUCUAUGUUUGCAAUAAAUUUAAAUAAUAAAAGUUUCCGAUGCAGUUCAUACUUUAACAUAUCUAAUUUUGAUUAUAAUUUGCUGUACAAAUGGCUUCGUCAUUUAUAACUUAUGUAUCAUAUAUUAUUACUCUUUCAAAAAUAUUCCUCAUGUAUAAGUAUAUUGUAAUAUUAAGUACAAUGUCAAAUUUAGAAGUUCAGCUCUAAAUAAACACGUAGUUUCAAAAGCUGGUUUCUAGAUUUGUCUUACUUUUUGUUAUUUUUAAUGGAAUUUUUUAAAGUAAUGUUGCUUAACUACUUCAUUAUUUUAUAUUUGUAUUUGAAUGUUUAAUAAUAUCAUCAUAACAGGUUAAAAUUUAGACAAUAUUUAAUUGAGUUUUCUCAAA
Messenger RNA from Hydra vulgaris (swiftwater hydra), 4388 nucleotides. RefSeq names its product mucin-2. Gene Ontology annotation, biological process: cell-matrix adhesion. NCBI's taxonomy places the organism in Eukaryota, Metazoa, Cnidaria, Hydrozoa, Anthoathecata, Hydridae. The record is from RefSeq and is a predicted model, not a curated record.